CAAAACAACUUGACAUUAGCUUGACAUAUUCAUUAUCAUUACGGUCGUAAUAAUAUUGUGGUUUUCAUUUGUUUCUCUUACUUUCUUUCGUUUUUCUUACUUAAUUAUACUAUACUAAUACUAGAAACUGUUGGUAACGACAAUGGAAGCAGGGUUUUUAAAAGCGACUAGCAGUAACUUGCCCAAAGUCGAUGUUAUUAUGUUGGAACACGAGUUAUGGAGCCCGGAUUUAUCAAGGCAAACAGCGCUAACUUGCCUAGAAUUGAUAUUAUGAUGCUGGGAGAGUUUUUGGCAUCAAAUAAAGAUUUUUGUUCAGCUGAAUUUAGAAAUGUUAAAACUUCCAAGUCCUCCAGGCCAUCCUAUGGUGAUGACGCUGUGAGUUACGUACAGCUGAAACGCGACGGCGAUUUGUGUGUGGUAAAAUGUAAAGUCUGCCCAGAACACAAAGUCCACGCAAAAUUGUAUGGAGUAACUUUAAUAGUAGAUGAACAGGAAGAUGCCGUGAAGUCUGUAGCAUGUAAUGAUUGUGUGGCUUCCCAGGGAGGCUGUAAACACGGCAUAGCCUUCCUAAUGUGGGUCCAUCGUCGGAGUGAGGAGCCAUCCUGCACAUCCAUACAGUGCUAUUGGAUGAAAUCGCGACUAUCGAGGGUUGGAUCCACCACGAAAUUUAUAACAGCCAAAGAGUUAUCCAAUGGCAGACCCAGUGUGCCAUCAGAUGAAGAUGUAUUUAAAAAGUUUUUAGAGGAAGGGAGAAAAAGAAAACUUAGCAACUGCGAGUUACUUAAAUAUCAAUCUGACUAUGUGUUUGACCAAAAAGAAAGUUUGUCUAUGCACAAGUUAGUGCUGAAAUAUAAAGAAGCAUCUUGUGAUAAAUUUUUGGAAAAGGUUACAUUGACCGAUGCUGAUAUUGAUAGCAUUGAGAAAGAAACUAAAAGGCAACAUGAAAGCAUCCUUUGGCAUGAGUUAAGAUAUGGCAGGGUAACAGCUUCAAGAGCAUUUGAGUUUAGUCGUUGCAAAACCAGUGAUGGCACUCUUAUCUCAUUAAUAAUGGGUGGGAAACUCCCUGACACAUCAGCCAUGAAGCGUGGUAGAAUAUUGGAAAAUGAAGUAAGGAAAACAGUAAGUAACAAACUGGGAAAAAAAAUUAAGCACUGUGGAUUAAUGCUGUCUAAGAACUAUCCUAUGAUAGCAGGAUCACCUGAUGGUAUCUGUGAAGACAGUAUUAUUGAAAUUAAAUGUCCCAUGAGUGCUAAAACGUUAAAAAAAUAUAUAGUCAAUGGUAAACCAACAAUUAAGUUUUAUGUGCAGAUGCAGCUCCAAAUGUACCUUACAGGACUUAAAAAAGGCUACUUUUGUGUGGCUGAUAGCAGCUACAGUGCAAAUAAAAAUGUAGAAAUAAUAUGUGUUUCAUAUGAUGAAAAGUAUGUAUUAAAUUUUCUAGAUGUUAUAGUCUCUUUAUGGAAAGAAAAUGUAUAUCCAUUACUAUACCAAAGUUCUUUUUAAUAUUUUAUGUAAAUAAAACACAACAU
Molecule: messenger RNA, 1529 nt
Organism: Helicoverpa armigera (cotton bollworm)
Lineage: Eukaryota; Metazoa; Arthropoda; Insecta; Lepidoptera; Noctuidae
Exons: 3
Coding region: 217-1503 (428 amino acids)
Source: RefSeq, a predicted model, not a curated record